AUGGACGAAUUUACAUACCUUUCAGUUUUCGUGGCAAUAACAUGUUUCCUCGUCCUCAUAGCCUGGAAAAACUCGAGGAGCCCGAUUUUAGACUGUCCCGUGCUCGGCAUGCUGCCGUCACUCCUCCUCAGCGUCGGCCAAAUUCACGACGCGUGCACGGAAACCUUCGCCAAAUCCGAGCGUGGGACCUUCCGCUUCCGCGGCCCGCCGUUCUCCGGCAUGGACAUGCUCUGCACGGUGGACCCCGCCAACGUGCACCACAUCCUCACUGGAAACUUCCGGAACUUCCCCAAGGGCCCCGCCUUCCGCGAGAUCUUCGACAUCCUCGGCAACGGCAUAUUUAACUCCGACCACGGCCCGUGGAGGGAGCAGCGGAGCCUCGCCCGGAUCCUUCUGGCCCGCCCGGCCUUCCGCCGUUUUCUCGCGAAAACGAGCCUCGAGAAAUUAGAGCGAGGAAUUAUUCCGGUCCUCGAGAUGUUCUCACGAGAAGGUCGGGUGGCCGACCUUCAGGACCUGUUCCAGAGGUUCACGUUCGACACGACGUGUGUCUUGGUGGCCGGGCACGACCCGGGUUGUUUGACGACCGAUUUUCCGGACGUGCCCUUCGCUCGGGCCCUGGAUCAUGCUGAGGUGUCGGUUUUCAUGCGCCAUGUGGUGCCCGAGUGGGUUUGGAGGCUACAGAGACGGGUUGGGGUCGGGGAAGAGAGAAAGUUGAGGGAGGCUCGGGGGAUUUUGGAUAGUGUCAUAAAUGAUUUUAUUGUGGAGAAGAGAAUCCGGGACGAACUCAAAAUGAAGAUUUCGCCCGCGGAGGAGAGGGGGAAGUUGCGGGUUUUCGGAGUUGAGGAGGUGAAAGAUUUGGUGUACUUGCACAGCGCGGUUUGCGAGGCUUUAAGGCUUUACCCGCCCGUGCCUUUUCAGCACAAGGAGCCGUUGGGGCCGGACGUGCUUCCGAGCGGGCAUUGUGUGGGCCCGGGGAUGAAGGUGGUGAUCUCGUUGUACGCGAUGGGGAGAAUGGAGUCUAUAUGGGGGGAGGAUUGCUUGGAGUUUAAGCCCGAGAGGUGGAUUUCGAAGGUGGGGAUGGUUAGGCACGAGCCGUCGUAUAAGUUUCUUGCGUUUAAUGCGGGGCCGAGGACUUGUUUGGGGAAAGAGAUGGCGUUUGCUCAGGUGAAGGCGGUGGCCGCAACUUUGAUUUAUAACUAUCGGAUUCGGGUGGCCGAGGGACACAGCGUGGAGCCUAAUUGUUCGAUUAUACUCUACAUGAAGAAUGGUUUCAAGGUUAGGGUUGCUAAUAGGUGGUCUUGUGAGUGA
Messenger RNA from Striga hermonthica, 1308 nucleotides. The record is from the annotation of a GenBank genome assembly. Lineage: Eukaryota; Viridiplantae; Streptophyta; Magnoliopsida; Lamiales; Orobanchaceae.